Molecule: messenger RNA, 1192 nt
Organism: Parus major (Great Tit)
Lineage: Eukaryota; Metazoa; Chordata; Aves; Passeriformes; Paridae
Product: uricase-like
Exons: 7
Coding region: 52-1014 (320 amino acids)
Biological process (GO): purine nucleobase catabolic process; urate catabolic process
Cellular component (GO): peroxisome
Molecular function (GO): urate oxidase activity
Source: RefSeq, a predicted model, not a curated record
UUUCAUGACAGCAUAAAUCAGGCUUCCACUGCAUUUCUUCACAACUGCCACAUGUUUUCUUUGCAGAUCAAGGACCUUGAAGUUCUCAACUGUGAAUAUGGCAAGAAUACAAUUAAGUUCCUUCGCCUUCAUAGAGAGGGAAAGAAGCAUUUCGUUAAAGAAGUGGAAGUGUGUGCACAUCUCCGGCUGACUUCUCCUCAGGAGUACCUGGAAGGGAACAAUUCUCUUGUGAUACCUACAGACACCAUAAAGAAUAUUGUCCUUGUGUUGGCCAAAAAAAAUGGGAUCCCAAGUUUAGAACAAUUUGCUAUAGAUAUCUGCAAUCACUUCAUGACAACAUUUUGCCAAGUGGCCUACGUCAAAACCUACGUUCAAGAAGUACCAUGGCAACGUCUGCAUGAGGAUGGAGUUCCCCACAUCCACUCAUUCAUAUGUGUUCCUGAUGGGAUCCGCUUCUGUGAAGCUGAGCAGUGCCGGAAUGGUCCUCUGGUUGUCUUUGCUGGAAUUAAGGACCUGAAACUUAUGAAGACAACGCAGUCUGGAUUUGAAGGCUUCUGUAAGGAUGAACACACCACACUUCCUGAAAGGCAUGACAGGAUUCUGUGUGGAGAGCUCUUCUGCAAAUGGUCAUAUGGCGAAUGCAAGGAUUUUGACUUUGACUGCAUAUGGAAGAAAAUCCGUGAAUGUAUCCUUGAAGCCUUUGCUGGACCACCUGACUGUGGGGAAUAUUCACCCUCUUACCAGAAAACUGUCAACUGUAUCCAGAUGCUUGUCCUUUCCAGAGUGUCACAGGUACAGGUCAUAGAAGUCGUCUUGAACAACACUUUUUAUAAUGUUGUAGACAUGAAGAAUCUAGGCUUGACCAAUGACAAAGAAGUUUUGGUUCCAGUGGAAGCUCCUUAUGGCUCCUGUGCUUGCACACUUGGCAGGAAGAAGUUUUUUGAAGUACAAGCCCACAUGCUGAGAGAUGAGAGGAAAUGUCAGUUUGGACUGGCAGCUGCCCAGGGCAACUAAACUUCUUGGCUAUAUUCAGCCUUCCUGAUAAACUUAGUAGCAUGGCUUUCCUAUCAAUGUUUACUCCUUAUUGGCCUCUUCCAUUGCUGACUACUUUUCCCUGCAUGGAAAAAUACUCCUGAACAUGGGAUUUAUGAAGGACCCUCAUGAAAUCAGAAAUCAAAGUCUGCCCCUGAAU